AUGGCGGAUAGUUCUCAAAAGAUGAGCUAUCAUGUUGGAGAAGCCAAAGGCCAAGCUGAAGAAAAGGCGACCAAUUUAAUGGAGAAGGCAAGCAAUGCAGCUCAAUCGACAAAAGAAACAAUACAAGAGGCAGGUCAACAGAUGAUGGCAAAGGCUCAAGGAGCAGCGGAGGCUAUCAAAGAUGCUACUGGCUUGAACAAGUGA
Molecule: messenger RNA, 204 nt
Organism: Benincasa hispida (wax gourd)
Lineage: Eukaryota; Viridiplantae; Streptophyta; Magnoliopsida; Cucurbitales; Cucurbitaceae
Source: RefSeq, a predicted model, not a curated record